CAAUUUCGAUAUGUGUACCUGGAUUUUCAGGCACCAGAGUCUUCGCCCCUGCAUUUUUAUGUCUUUCAUUUAGUGCUUGGAUUUGUGCCAUUAUUGAGUCUCUAGGGGAGCAUAGGGUAGAGCUAGUCCCUAUUCUGCAUGUCGAUGGGUGGGACUCUUAUCUUUCAACCCCGCAUUUGUCCCGGUGAUCACGGGAUACAACGUGACUGAUAGACGAGAUCAAAUAACUAGUGUGGGGGGGUAAAGAUGGUGCGGGGGCUUGACUUGACUCCCCGAUACCACGACCCCAUAUCUGCAUGCAACGGUAUGAAGGGACAUUGUUGAUCCUUGAUGUUACCCCUUGAUUCGGUUCCAUAAAUAGCCAACAGAGCCCCUGGUUCAGGGAUCCGACUCACAUACGCAGAGCACACCACGAAUCUGAUACAUUAUUUCCUCAAUCUACACUGUAUAACCAGAUCCCAGCCUCCGACAUCGCAGCACCGACCAACAUGUAUUCCCCUACAGUCGGUACCCGGGUCGAGGACCUCGAUACGCCAUCCAUGAUCGUGGAUCUAGACCUCGCCGAAGCCAACCUCAAGAAGCUCAUGGACCAGCUUCUUCCCACCGGACUGAACAUUCGCCCUCAUCUGAAAACAAGCAAGAGCGCCAUCGUGGCCAAGAAGAUGGUCCAGGCGGGCGCAAAAGGAGGCUGCGUCGCGAAAGUGAGCGAAGCUGAAGCCAUUGCCGCGGCCGGGUUUGAUGAUCUCCUGAUUACCUGCGAGAUAGUCGGUGCGGCGAAAGUGAAGAGGCUGGUGGAGUUGUUUCGCAAGCACCGAUCCAUCCGCAUCGUUGUGGAUAGUGAAGUCGGUGCGACCGCUAUCAACGACGCCUUGGCCAGCUCGGGCAUCGACGAUCCCAUCACUGUUCUAAUCGAUCUAGACGUAGGGCUACACCGAACGGGCGUGAAGCCUGGAGACGCAGCUCUGGCCCUGGCGCGACAUGUGAGCGGUCUGAAGCAUUUGAAGCUGAUCGGUGUGCAAGGUUAUGAGGGCCAUCUGCAGCAUCUGCACGAUAAGGAAGAUCGGAAAACGCAAUGUCUCGAAUCGAUGGCUAUUUUGACCGGCACUGCGGAUGUGCUGCGCAACGCAGGCCAUCACAUCGAAGUCGUCACUACCGGUGGAACAGGCACGGCUGAGUUCUGCGCCACCGUACCGGGCGUGACGGAGUUACAGCCAGGGUCGUUCAUCUUCAUGGAUACGGAUUACCGAAACGCCGUGGGAAGCUUUUACUCGAACAGUCUGACCAUUCUCUCAACCGUUGUCAGCAAGCAGGGACCACGGGCUGUGACAAUUGAUACCGGGCUGAAGUCGUUGACAACAGAUAGCGGGCUGGCGGAGUGCAAGGAUUCUCGGUACGAGUAUGGGGUUUUGGGCGAUGAGCAUGGCUCUCUGACAUGGGAGGUUGGCACGCCGGAUCUUUCGGUGGGAGAUCGUGUGGAAAUGGUCCCAAGCCAUAUUGAUCCGACGGUGAAUCUGCAUGACUUCUAUUAUGCCCAUCGCGGUGGCGUUGUUAAGGAGAUUUGGCCGGUCGAUUCCAGAGGGAAGGUUCAAUAGUGCGCUUGCACAUCCUUGGGCUUGACACUCCAUAUCACCAUAUCAAAGGAAGCUGAAGAUUACCUGGGCCGCCAAUUAGGAAAUCCUACACAUGAACAAGUCACAGACUGCCUCAGGCAUGUCGAUUC
This is a messenger RNA of Aspergillus melleus, 1720 nucleotides long. Its product is annotated as DSD1 family PLP-dependent enzyme. The transcript has a single exon. Bases 489 to 1592 code for a protein of 367 amino acids. NCBI's taxonomy places the organism in Eukaryota, Fungi, Ascomycota, Eurotiomycetes, Eurotiales, Aspergillaceae. The record is from RefSeq and is a predicted model, not a curated record. Gene Ontology annotation, molecular function: D-serine ammonia-lyase activity. Gene Ontology annotation, biological process: D-serine catabolic process.